Molecule: messenger RNA, 1626 nt
Organism: Acanthosepion pharaonis
Lineage: Eukaryota; Metazoa; Mollusca; Cephalopoda; Sepiida; Sepiidae
Source: the annotation of a GenBank genome assembly
AUGGUUGUUCGCUGCUGUUCCAAGCAUCGUCUGUGGGCAACCGCGAAUCCUGAACAAAAUGGAGGAGCCAGCUACAUGAAAUGUACGCCGUUGGUAGUGGCCGCCAGCCGAAACCACUUACAAGUCGUCAUAACGCUUGUAGAACACGGGGCCGAUGUGAAUGCGCAAUGCAGUAGGGGACGAAGUGCCAUUAGCGUUGCCUGUAGAUUUCCAAAGAUUAUUGAGUAUCUUGUCCAGCAGGGAGCGGAGGUAGAUUCGGCUGACUGGAAAGGCCGGACGUGUCUGAUGUAUUCGAUUCAAAAUCUCAACACUUGCAUUUACCUUCUCUCGAUUGGGGCCGACGUGAAUAAACAAGACAAGAGAGGAUCAACAGCUCUCUUUUAUGCCAUUCGUAAAGGUGUUCUGAGAAUCGUCGACAUUUUUGUUAGACACGGUGCUCUGCUUCUAUAUAUCGACCAGAAUGGAAACACUCCAAUUGAUGUGGCUGCCUUACACUGUAAAACGGAAAUCCUUGAAUACUUGAUAGCAACUAAUCGUUAUCCGCUGAUGCAUAUUGCGAGGGCGUACGAAAUUAUUGGCAGUUGCUUUGUGACCGAUUUUCAUCAGACGCAUAGUCUUCUUACCGCAAAGAGGUACUGGAUGAAAGCCUUGCAAAUACGAAACAAGUGCGGUAUAAAUCAUAAGUAUAUACCUUCUUAUCUGAUUCCAAUUAUAAACAUUCUAGGAUCGGAGUUUAAUUCUGUGAAAGAUCUGAACUCCCUCCCUUUAAAUUCUUGGUUUAUGUGGACCCAAGCGCUAAUUAUUCAGUUUCGAAUUCUUGGACCGACACACCCUACAACUAGAAAGUCUUUCAUCGAUAAGGCUUUUGUCCAUGUUAAUCAGAGAGAGUUUAAAUCGGCGAUGGAUCUUAUUGUUUGUUUAUUAAGUGGUACAAGGAUAUACACAGACCCCAUUCAAGAAGAUGUCAUAGAUGUGAUCAAGUCGUUUAGUACAGCAAUAAGCGAAGCCAGCUUUGACGCUGGUCUUCGCAGCUAUUAUCUAAUGAAUGUUUUCCGUUUUCUCAUACGACAUGUGCUGUACAAUGUGGUGAGUUUCGUCGAUGAGUUGGAAUCCAAGAAACGCGGUUUAAAAUUAGCUAGUGUUGAGCGGUAUUUAUUACUUAUUCUCAACCAGCUUCGGACUGUCAUGAGCCUUUCCCUUACAGAAGAUCAAAUCACUGAUCUACGGAAAAGUCUUUACUGGCUCAUCUCAAACAAACCACGCGGCGUGAACGAGACUACAUUACUGCAUCUCUCAAUCCAGACCUACCAGCCAGUAACCGUCGUCGAAACUCUAUUGAACUGCGGAGAGGACGUCAACGCCCGAGACAAUCAAGGCAACACCGCCAUGCAUUAUGCAAUCCAGUAUGCUUCCAUUCAGCAAAUUGAAAAUAUGAAGAGUCUGAUUUCACGGGGUUUUCACGUGGAUGCCGCCAACGAAUAUGGCGGUAGCUGUCUUGAGUACUUAACGCUCUGUGUUUGGCUGGCUAAUCAAUCCGAAAAGUCUUCAUCGCUCCUUCUAUCUAUCUAUCUAUCUAUCUAUCUAUCUAUCUGUGGAAAAUGCGAAAGAGAAACAAUUGCGAAAUAA